This is a messenger RNA of Fusarium coffeatum, 1563 nucleotides long. RefSeq lists its product as uncharacterized. Gene Ontology annotation, molecular function: malonate-semialdehyde dehydrogenase (acetylating, [NAD(P)+]) activity; methylmalonate-semialdehyde dehydrogenase (acylating, NAD+) activity. The coding region runs from base 1 to 1563 and encodes 520 amino acids. NCBI's taxonomy places the organism in Eukaryota, Fungi, Ascomycota, Sordariomycetes, Hypocreales, Nectriaceae. The record is from RefSeq and is a predicted model, not a curated record. Gene Ontology annotation, biological process: L-valine catabolic process; thymine catabolic process. Gene Ontology annotation, cellular component: mitochondrion. The transcript has 2 exons.
AUGCCUUCAACUUCAAUCUACAAGUCAGUCAUCUAUCCCGGGAACCACGAGAAGUUAUCUUCGCCCCAAGAUACCCAAAACUUCAUCGACAACAAACUCGUGUCCUCAAAGACGACGAAAUGGAUCGACGUUCAUGACCCAGCUACCAACAACACCAUCACUCGUGUUCCUGAAAGCACAACUGAUGAACUUCAAGAAGCAGUCCGCUCAGCAAAGGCUGCUUUUCCAGCUUGGAAGAGGACGAGCAUCAUUAAGCGUCAGCAGAUCAUGUUUAAGCUGACGCACUUGAUCCGUGAACAUAUGGAUAAUCUCGCGACAAGCAUUGUUACUGAGCAAGGAAAGACUUUUGCUGAUGCCAAGGGUGAUGUUCUGCGUGGAUUGCAGGUUUGCGAGACGGCCUGUGGAAUUACCACCCAGCUUACUGGAGAGGUACUUGAGGUUGCAAAGGAUAUGGAGACAAGGUCUUACCGACAGCCUCUGGGUAUCACUGCUGCCAUUUGUCCUUUCAACUUUCCCGCCAUGAUUCCUUUGUGGUCCCUGCCCUUGGCUACAGUCACUGGAAACUGCAUGAUUGUCAAGCCAUCAGAGCGUGACCCCGGAGCUGCCAUGAUGAUUGCUGAGCUGUGCAGAGAGGCUGGCUUUCCUCCUGGUGUCGUCAAUGUCGUGCACGGAUCAAAGGACACGGUCAACUUCCUCCUCGAUGAACCAGAAAUUCAAGCCAUUUCCUUUGUUGGAUCCAACGCAGCUGGAGAAUACAUCUACCAACGGGGUUCAGCCAAUGGAAAGCGAGUCCAGGCUAACCUCGGCGCAAAGAACCAUGCGCUUUUGAGCUCAGACGCAAACAAAGACCACGCCCUUGACUCGAUUGCCGGGGCUGCUUUUGGCGCUGCUGGACAAAGAUGCAUGGCUUUGAGUGUUUUGAUCACCCUGGGCGAUGCGAAGCAAUGGUUAGACGAUCUUGUGACAAAGGCAAAGAAUCAUAUCGCUGGUAGUGGAUUCGAUUCCAAGUCUGACUUUGGUCCACUUAUUACGCCUCAGGCUCGUGAUCGAUGCGAGGCUCUUAUUACUAGUGCUGAAAAGGAGGGAGCCAAGAUUCUUCUUGAUGGAAGAGGAUGGAAGCCUGAGGGUUUCCCAGAUGGCAACUGGGUCGGCCCGACUGUCAUUGCAGGUGUCACCCCCGAAAUGGAAUGCUACCGCGAAGAGAUCUUUGGUCCCGUCCUCCUGUGCAUGGAGGCCUCAACUCUUCAAUCAGGAAUCGAGAUUAUCAAUGCCAACGCAUGGGGCAAUGGCGCGGUGAUCUUUACCAACAACGGCGCCAAGGCUUCUUUGUUCCAGCAAGAAAUUGACGCUGGACAAGUUGGCAUCAACGUGCCCAUCCCUGUUCCUCUACCCAUGUUCUCAUUCACGGGUAACAAGCGAAGUGUGGCUGGAACAGGAUUGGCCAACUUUUAUGGAAAGGAUGGGUUGAGAUUUUAUACACAGUGGAAGACUGUAACCUCGCUUUGGAGAGCGGAUGAGGCUAGUACGGGAGAGAAGUUGACGAGUAUGCCUACUAGCUCUUGA